CAGAACCAUUAUUAUCCGCAUUUUCUUGAAAUUUGGCGGGAAAGAGGUAUUUGGCGUAAUGAUGGAGAAGUCUCGCUUACAGUCGCCGCCGGUGAAGAUCCUGGCUGCGCAGCUGAAGCGGUGCCGCCAAGUCCCUGGUGGCUCGUGGUUGUUGGACCGGGAAGAGUACGGACGUCCGGCGUUACCCGUGUCUCUGGUCUGGAUGCAGGGCAAAGUAUUGACGGUAGAGCAAGAUGGUUCGACUGUGAGGUUGCUGGACGAGAGCGGCUCUUUUGUGGUCUCCGGCGUGGAGAGAGUCCCUAAGGGAAAACCUUGCCUCAGCCCUGGAAAUUAUGUGAUGGUGAUGGGCUUGGUGCAGGUUUGCAUCCCAGAGCCUGUCCUUCAAGCCGUGAAGAUGACGGGUCUUUCAGACAAUCCCCUGCACAGGACUAUGUGGGAGUUGGAAGUGGAAGAUUUGCAGCGAAGCCUCCUCUCGUGAAUGAAGCUGGCAUGCCAAAAUGGAAUCAUUUCCUGCACGCCUCGCAGUAACAAACCAGAUGGGAUGGAAAUGCGUGGAUUAUUUCCCCACUGGAUUAGUUUGUGCAAAUAAAUCUUUUAUACUUGAGGCACAUGGAUUGU
Thamnophis elegans (Western terrestrial garter snake) is the source of this 618-nucleotide messenger RNA. RefSeq names its product RecQ mediated genome instability 2 (gene RMI2). Gene Ontology annotation, biological process: regulation of sister chromatid segregation; DNA repair; maintenance of rDNA. NCBI's taxonomy places the organism in Eukaryota, Metazoa, Chordata, Lepidosauria, Squamata, Natricidae. The coding region runs from base 59 to 478 and encodes 139 amino acids. Gene Ontology annotation, cellular component: nuclear speck; cytosol. The record is from RefSeq and is a predicted model, not a curated record. The transcript has a single exon.